This is a messenger RNA of Limanda limanda (common dab), 1313 nucleotides long. Its product is annotated as beta-1,3-galactosyl-O-glycosyl-glycoprotein beta-1,6-N-acetylglucosaminyltransferase 4-like. Gene Ontology annotation, cellular component: membrane. Gene Ontology annotation, molecular function: acetylglucosaminyltransferase activity. The record is from RefSeq and is a predicted model, not a curated record. Bases 1 to 1308 code for a protein of 435 amino acids. Lineage: Eukaryota; Metazoa; Chordata; Actinopteri; Pleuronectiformes; Pleuronectidae. The transcript has a single exon.
AUGAGCAGAAAGUUUGCAAAUCUCAAAAAAUGGAAGAUUCUUUUUACACCUCUGUCACUGCUGAUUGUGUAUAUCCUGCUGUUGGUCAGGGUAAAGUACAGCUCCAUCCCUGAACCUUCAACUUCCCCGGAAGUUGCAGAUGAUGUGCAGACACAUCACAAGUACAAUAUCAGCUGCCCGGCUAUAUAUGACAUGGACCCGGUGGAGGUGGGUAAAUCCCUGAGGAUUCGAUGGAAAGAAGUUGUGGAGGAUAAGGAUGAAAGUCUUUUUAACCUCACCUCAAACUGCCCAUCAUUCAUCAAAUCCAGAGGUUAUGACAAGGUGUGUGUCUCAGAGGAGGAGAGAGACUUCCCUCUUGCUUAUUCACUGGUUGUGCAUAAAUCUGCAUGGAUGGUGGAGAGACUCGUCAAAGCUCUGUACUCACCAGGUAACAUCUUCUGUAUUCACUACGACCAGAAGUCAUCACCUCAGUUCAUCUCUGCCAUAGAGGGUCUGGUAAGCUGUUUGCCCAACGUCUUCAUCGCCUCCAAACGAGAGUCGGUCUAUUAUGCAAGCAUCACUCGAUUGCAAGCUGAUCUCAACUGUCUGUCUGACCUUUUGAGGUCAGAGGUCAAGUGGAGCUAUGUCAUCAACCUCUGUGGCCAAGAUUUUCCCCUCAAGACCAAUAUUGAGCUGGUGUCGGAAUUAAAGAAGUUAAAGGGGGCUAAUAUGCUGGAGACGAGCCGACCCUCUACCUAUAAGGAAAUGAGGUACUCUUUUCAUUACGAGCUGAAAGAUAUGCCAUAUGAAUAUCAAAAACUGCCGAUGAAGACGGAGCAGAAAAAAACUCCACCCCCUCACGGCAUUAAGAUGUUUAUUGGCAAUGCCUAUUUUGUCUUGUCACGGGACUUUGUUGUGCAUAUGAACACCUCAGAGGUGGUGAAGGAUUUCUUAGUCUGGUCACAGGACACUUACUCCCCAGAUGAACACUUCUGGGCCACACUUGUGCGACUGCCAGGUGUCCCCGGGGAGGUGCCCCGAUCUGAGCCUGAUAUCACUGACCUGAUGAGUAAGACCCGGCUGGUGAAGUGGAGUUACUUGGAGGAACACCUGUACCCACCUUGCUCCGGGGUACACGUCCGCAGCGUCUGCAUUUUCGGUGCUGCAGAGAUGCGUUGGCUGCUUAACUAUGGCCACUUGUUCGCAAAUAAGUUUGACCCCAAAGUGGACCCAAUUAUCAUUCAGUGCCUCGAGGAGAAGCUGGAGGAAAGACAAAAGUUAUUACAGUCAGUGGCAUCCUUAACCUGUAAUAAGGUUUCACCAAAGUAACAACA